Messenger RNA from Ochlerotatus camptorhynchus, 3162 nucleotides. RefSeq lists its product as uncharacterized. The transcript has a single exon. Gene Ontology annotation, biological process: DNA integration. Lineage: Eukaryota; Metazoa; Arthropoda; Insecta; Diptera; Culicidae. Gene Ontology annotation, molecular function: nucleic acid binding. The record is from RefSeq and is a predicted model, not a curated record. The annotation marks the transcript as partial.
AUGGUCAAGGCAUUCAUCUCUCCCCGAUCUGGUGAUAUUUCGUCGUAUACCGAAAACAUGCCGUUCUAUGUGCUACCAGAGUUGACAGCAACACUUCCCGUUCGAAAGGUCAGCACCGGUCAAUGGAUUCUUCCUAGCAGCAUCGUGUUGGCAGACCCGCAGUUCAGUGAUCCAGGACCCAUCGAUAUCAUCAUUGGAGCGGAGUAUUACUUUGAUCUCCUUACCGAUGGGCGCAACAAGAUAUCGAAAACCGGCCCAACUCUGCAGAACACCGUCUUUGGCUGGGUCGUGUCUGGUCCCAUUCCAAAUCAACCAGUAAAUCCGCCUCAAGCAGUGUCAUAUUCAUGUACACUAGCGGACAUCCAAGACCAGUUAGCACGAUUUUGGGAGCUGGAAUCCUGCAAAUCCAGCAGCAUCCAUUCUGUGGAAGAGUCAUCGUGCGAAGCUGUUUUCGACGAAACAACAACACGGGACAGCAGUGGAAGAUUUGUAGUGUCCCUACCGAAGAAGGAGUUCGUGAUGCAGCAGCUUGGAGAAUCUGAACUAAUCGCUACUAAACGUUUUCUCGCCCUGGAAAGACGCUUGGAAGCAAAUCCAGAUCUGAAAGCUCAGUACCAGGAUUUUAUUCACGAGUACGAGCGGUUAGGCCAUAUGAAGCAAGUGGACAUCAACGAUUCAGAUUUCCCGAUAUACUUUCUCCCACACCACGCUGUAUUUAAGCCGGACAGCACCACCACAAAACUGCGUGUGGUGUUCGAUGCGUCUUGCAAAACUUCCAUGGGCGUUUCCCUGAACGAUGCGCUAAUGGUCGGUCCAGUCGUGCAAGACGAUCUUUUAUCAAUUCAGCUCCGUUUCCGCCUCCAUCGAAUAGCAGUUGUUGCAGACGUCGAGAAGUUGUACCGAAUGAUACUGGUGUACCUGUUGGAUCAACGACUUCAAUGCAUCUUGUGGAGAAACUCACCGAACGAGCCAAUUCGUAUCUACCAGUUGACUACAGUCACAUACGGGACAGCGUGCGCACCUUACUUAGCUACCAAGUGUUUGCAACGUCUAGCAGAGCUUGAGUCCGACAAGUAUCCCGUUGCAGCGAAGGCGAUGAAGAAUGAUUUUUACGUCGAUGACAUGUUGACUGGAGCCGAUGACAUCGAAGCCAUUAUCCGUUUGGUGAAGGAAAUGGUUGAGCUAACCUCCUCGGGUGGAUUUAACUUGAGAAAGUGGAAUUCCAACUCCAGUGCUCUUCUGGCUGAGUUACCAACUCAUCUCGUAGAUGAUCAAUCUGCCUUGGACCUUGAUAUGUCGAACGCUCCUGUCAAAACAUUAGGUCUGCUGUGGAAUACGAGCACUGAUUGCUUCCUAUUUCGGUCACCCGUCUGGAAUGCAGAUGCAGUUAUUACCAAACGAGUUGUACUUGCGGACACGGCUCGAUUAUUCGAUCCUCUUGGCCUGGUGGGACCAGUCGUCAUCAUUGCGAAGAUGUUCGUGCAAGAUUUAUGGAGACAGAAGAGUGACUGGGAUGAAUCGCUACCAGAAGCAAUGCAGAACUUCUGGAUCGAAUACAGGAGAAAUCUCUCGGCUUUAGAUUCGCUUUCGAUUCCUCGGUGGGUGGCGUUCUGCACGGACCUUGCUUCAAUUCAAAUUCACGGCUUUUGCGAUGCGUCCAAGAAAGCCUACGGAGCAUGUCUGUACCUCCGGAGUACCACAUUCAACGGAUCAGUGGAAGUUCGUCUCAUCACAGCGAAAUCCAAAGUUGCACCUCUAGAGGAUCUCAAGCGGAAGAAAAGGGAACAAACUACACCACGACUGGAAUUGUCAGGCGCGCUACUCCUCAGUCAUCUGUACGAGAAGUUCGUGAGCAGUACCGGUAUCCACCACACAGCUCACUUUUGGACCGAUUCUACGAUCGUGAUGUACUGGUUGUCAUCCUUGCCAUCGAGAUGGCAGAUGUUCGUGGCGAAUCGAGUGUCUGAAAUCCAGCACAUUACAAAGGGAAGUUCCUGGAAGCAUGUAGCCGGUGCAGACAAUCCGGCCGACAUUAUCUCUCGAGGAAUGAUUCCAGCCCAGUUACAGUAUGAAAAGCUGUGGUUCGAAGGUCCUCUGUGGCUUCGCCAAGAUGCUAGUAUAUGGCCGUCGAAUGUUCCAGAAGAAGAAGUUGAUCAAGCACUCCUGGAGGAAAGAAAGAUCGUUGCACUGCCAGCAACAUCGGAACCAGUCAGUGAAAUAUUCAGCCUUCGUUCGUCGCUCUUUAUCUUGGUCCGAUUGAUCGCAAGAAUACGCCGUUUCGUCCAUAAUACACAGCAUAGAGAUGAGAGGCGUACUGCUUUCCUGUCGUAUCCUGAGCAUGAAGAAGCACUAGCAGUCCUGGUUCGACUGGCACAACGAGAAUCGUUUCCGAUGGAAUUCGCUGCAUUGGAGAAAGGAAAGUCUAUCAGCCAGUCGUCAAAGUUGAACAAGCUCAACCCUAUCUUCAUCGAUGGAGUAUUACGUGUAGGAGGUCGAUUAGCAAAGGCACCAGUAUCAGCAAGUCGGAAGCAUCCGAUAAUCCUGUGUCACCGUCAUCCGUUGGCCAAGUUGGUCCUAGACUAUUAUCAUCGCAAGAACUUCCAUUCUGGGAUGCAGCUGCUUGUGUCCACAGUGCGGGAGCGAUUCUGGGUAACACGCAUCAGAAGCCUAGCCAACACUGUCAUUCAUGAAUGCGUCCAGUGCUUCCGUAACAGACCGAAGGUUUUGGAUCAGCUAAUGGCUGACCUUCCAUCCGAACGUGUAUCUCCAGCGCCACCAUUCCUGAACGUAGGCGUGGAUUACUGCGGACCGUUCCUGAUUAGCUAUCCAAUCCGCAGAUCCUUCCCUAGGAAACACUUUGUCGCAAUCUUCGUCUGCCUUGUAACGAAGGCAGUCCAUCUUGAACUGGUGAGCGAUUUGACCAGUGAAGCCUUUCUUGCUGCCUUCAAACGAUUUGUGGCACGCAGGGGAAGACCAGCCCUAGUCAUGUGCGACAAUGCCCUGAACUUUGUUGGAGCCAAGCGUCAGUUGGAUGAAUUACGGCAGUUAUUCAUGGAUCAAGGAUUCCACGAUUCUGUUGCACGCGGAGCAGUAGAGGAAGGAAUAGAGUUUCGAUUCAUUCCGGCAAGAUCUCCCAAUUUCGGCGGCUUAUGGGAAGCCGCG